Molecule: messenger RNA, 1192 nt
Organism: Daktulosphaira vitifoliae (grape phylloxera)
Lineage: Eukaryota; Metazoa; Arthropoda; Insecta; Hemiptera; Phylloxeridae
Exons: 16
Coding region: 36-1070 (344 amino acids)
Biological process (GO): protein deubiquitination
Molecular function (GO): cysteine-type deubiquitinase activity
Source: RefSeq, a predicted model, not a curated record
UUCUUUUAUUUAAGCGUUUAAAAGAUCAUAAAAAAAUGUCGUUAUUAACUACGUAUAAUAUUUUAUUAAAAUUAAGUACGAUUAUUGUUUUGAUUUCAAAUGUUUAUUGCUUUAAAAGUAGCAAAUCAGUAACAAAAAGUAAAAUUGAUAAACCUCGUUUUUGGCCUGUUGAUGAGAAAUGGCAGUAUGUUUGGUGCGAAAAUUUAAAACUUCCUUUAAUAAAAGUAUGUGUCGAAAAAGUUUCCACAUUAUAUCGAAAUGUUCCAAAAAAUCCUGUGGAAAUUCCUGGAGAUGGAAAUUGUUUUUUCAGUGCACUUUCUUAUUGGAUAACGGGGUCAUCUGAUUAUGGUCAAGUAUUACGUGAUAAAAUUGUCGAUUUCAUGACUGUUUCAAAGAAUUUUAAAAUAAUGACUAAGGAAGAUGAACGUUUGUCACGUAUUGAAAAGAUGUACAAUUCGAAAGAGUUUGCUGAAUCACCUGAAGUAGCUACGGCAGCUGAAUAUUUAGAUACAUCAAUAUACGUAUACUCAUCAGACCCUUUACCAGGAUGGCACUUUAUCAGUAAAAACGGUGUUAUCAGCAAAGAUGAAGGUGAAAAAUGUAUAUACUUGAUUAAUCACGAAUACCAUUACGAUGUUGUAAUAGAUGUAGAUCCAUCAUUAGAAGCACACCAACCUGAAGACAUUCAAGACAUCGAACAUAAAAAAAAUUUGCUCCAAAGAAUAAUAAAUUACUCUAGCAAACAUUUUGAUUCUAAAAGCAAUGAAAAGAAAGAAUUUAGUUCUGAAUCUUCUCGUAAAAGCAAUGAAAAGAAAAAAUCUAGUUCUGAAUCUUCUCGUAAAAGCAAUGAAAAGAAAAAAUUUAGUUCUGAAUCUUCUCGUAAAAGCAAUGAAAAGAAAGAAUCUAGUUCUGAAUCUUCUCGUAAAAGUAAAAAAAAUAAAGAAUGUAGCUCUGAAUGUACAUGUAAGACACACGACAUUACAAAUCCUGACUACGAUAUUUCUAAUGUUUAUUCUGAUGAAGUAAACAAGCUUUUUACUGUCAUUGAGGAAUUCUUUAACCCAUUCUAGUAAGUAUUAUAUCUGUUAAUUUGAUUGUAAAUCUAUUAUACUAUACUUUAUCAUCGGGUUUCUACAACCUGAUGAAAUAAAUACUCAAUUUAAAAAAAAAAAAUGAACAGUUAUUUUAAGAA